Messenger RNA from Trematomus bernacchii (emerald rockcod), 4217 nucleotides. RefSeq names its product protein NLRC3-like. Gene Ontology annotation, biological process: regulation of apoptotic process. The record is from RefSeq and is a predicted model, not a curated record. NCBI's taxonomy places the organism in Eukaryota, Metazoa, Chordata, Actinopteri, Perciformes, Nototheniidae. The transcript has 12 exons. The annotation marks the transcript as partial.
AGGCUCAGUCUGAGGAGGAGAUGUGAACGUGUGACUGAAGGAACUGGUGAAAGUGAAACCCUCCUCAACAGGAUCUUCACUGAGCUCUACAUCACACAAGGCCAGAGUGAAGAGGUUAAUACCCAACAUGAGGUGUGGCAGCUGGAGACAGCUUCCAAGAAAGAGACCCUCCAUUACUCUCCAAUCAAGUGCCAGGACAUCUUUAAAGCCUUACCUGACCAACAGAAUCUCAUCAGAACGGUCCUGACCAACGGAGUCGCUGGAGUUGGAAAAACCUUCUCAGUGCAGAAGUUCACUCUGGACUGGGCCGAGCGUUUGGAAAACCAAGAUGUCAGUCUGGUGAUCCCGCUCUCCUUCAGGGAGCUGAACCUGAUCAAAGGUGAGCAGUACAGUCUUCUCAGGCUGCUCCAUGUUUUCCAUCCGACCUUACAGAAGGUCACAGCAGAGCAGCUGGCUGUCUGCAAAGUGCUGCUCAUCUUUGACGGCCUGGAUGAAAGCAGACUUUCUCUGGACUUCAGAAACAAUGAGGUUGUGUCUGAUGUCUCUCAGCAGUCCUCAGUCAACGUGCUGCUGACAAACCUCAUCAGGGGGGAGCUGCUUCCCUCGGCUCUCGUCUGGAUAACUUCCAGACCUGCAGCGGCCAAUCAGAUCCCUCCUGAGUGUGUGGACAGGGUAACAGAAGUACGAGGCUUCACUGACGCCCAGAAGGAGGAGUACUUCAGGAGGAGAUGGAGUGAUGAAGACCUGUCCAGCAGAAUCAUCUCUCACAUCAAGAGCUCCAGGAGCCUCCACAUCAUGUGUCUGAUCCCAGUCUUCUGCUGGAUCACUGCUGCAGUUCUGGACCACAUGUGGACUACAGACCAGAGAGGAGAGCUGCCCAAGACCCUCACUGACAUGUACUCACACUUCCUGCUGGUCCAGACCAAGAGGAAGAAGCAGAAGUAUGAAGAGGGACAUGAGACGAGUCCACAGCAGCUGACGGAGGCUGACAGGGAGCUUCUACUGAAGCUGGGGAGGCUGGCGUUUGAACAUCUGGAGAAAAGAAACAUCAUGUUCUACCAAGAAGACCUGGAGCGCUGUGGUCUUGGUGUCACCGAGGCCUUGGUGCACUCAGGAGUUUGUACACAGAUUUUCAAAAGAGAGAGUGUGAUAUUCCAGAAAACAGUCUACUGCUUUGUUCAUCUGAGCAUUCAGGAGUUUCUGGCUGCAGUCUACAUGUUGCACUGUUACACCAACAGAGACACAGCGGUACUGAAGGACUUCCUGAAGAGAGACUUGGACGAUGGCAACAGUGAUAGCAGUGAUGAUGAUGAUGAUGAUCACCCAUCCCUGCAGAGUGACUAUAACAACAUGUUUAACAGUGAUCAGGAUUACCCAUCCCUGGAUGUCUUCCUAAAGAGUGCCAUGAUGAAAUCCCUCAAAAGCAGAAAUGGCCACCUGGACCUGUUUGUCCGCUUUCUCCACGGCCUCUCUCUGGAGUCCAACCAGAGACUCUUAGGAGGCCUGCUGGGUCGCACAGACAACAGACCAGAAAUCAUCCAGAGAGCCAUCAGCAACCUGAAGAAGAUGAGAAGUGAUGAAGUCUCUGAUGAAGACAGGAGCAUCAACAUAUUCCACUGUCUGACAGAGAUGAAGGACCACUCAGUACAUCAGGAGAUCACAGAGUUCCUGAAGUCAGAGAACAGAUCAGAGAAGAGACUCUCUGUGACACACUGCUCAGCUCUGGCCUACAUGCUGCAGAUGUCAGAGGAGGUUCUGGAUGAGUUGGACCUGGAGAAGUCCAAAACAUCAGAGGAGAGACGACGGAGACUGAUUCCAGCUGUGAGGAACUGCAGGAACGCUGUAAUUCCUGCCAGUGGAUUCUUAGACUGGGAAGUCGUGGCCUCAGCUCUGAAGUCCGACCCCUCCGAUCUGAGAGAGCUGGUGGUGAAAGUAGAGCUGCAGGAUUCAGAGGUGGAGCAGCUGAGUUCUGGACUAAAGAGUCCAAACUGUAGACUGAAGACUCUGAGUCUGGAGUACUGCAGCUUGUCAGAGAUCAGCUGUUCUGCUCUGAUCUCAGCUCUGAAGUACAACAUCCAUCUGAGAGAUCUGGACCUGAGUUUCAACGCUCUGAAGGAUUCAGGAGUGGAGCUGCUGAGAGAUCUUCUGGAGAGCCCAGACUGCAGACUGGAGACUCUCAGUCUGAUUCAAUGCAGUUUGUCAGAGAUCAGCUGGUCUGCUCUGGCCUCAGCUCUGAAGUCCAACAUCCAUCUGAGAGAUCUGGACCUGGGUUACUACGUUCUGCAGGAUUCAGGAGAGAAGCUGCUGAGAGAUCUUCUGGAGAGCCCAGACUGCAGACUGGAGACUCUCAGGUCAGUAAGGGGUCGACUCAGUCUCUGCUGGUUCAGCAGGAUUGUAUUGAACACAGGGAGGUGGAUGUGUUCCUCUCACUGGGGAAUCUCUCCAGUUCCACCUUCCAGGCGUAGAUCGGACAUGAGACGAUCAGAUCCACGAUCCAGAAGACCUUUGUUUUAUUAUUAUUUUUCUCACCUCUUCUCUCCAUCAGGUGACUCCGAUGUGGAACAGGAAGUGAAGACAGACACAAAGGCUCCUGAAUCCUUCUCACCUGAACACACACCUGAGUCUUCAUACAGGUUCAGGUGUCCUGGUCCAGGUGAGUUCCAGUGUGCUUCGACUGGCCUGGUGUUCGUCAUGGCUCAGGAGGCGGAGCUUCUGUACAGGACGGUCCCUUGGGAUGAGAGUCUCCUCCAAUCAGCUGGCAAGCAGGCAGCAGGGCCGCUGUUCGACGUGAAGAGUUCUGUUGAAGCUGCCGUCUGCCGGCUCCACCUGCCGCACAGUGAGACAGAGGAUGCGCUGCUCCUGGACGGCCUGUUGUCUGUCGUCCACAUCACUGAUGAAGGCCUGAGCAUCUUGGAGCCGCUGGAGGUCACACGCACUCACGUGGUGGUGAAAGUGCCUCACCUCUCUCUCCUCGGCAUUAUCUUCGAUCCAUUGAAAAGGCUUCUAGGGUGGCCGAUAAAUGGCCAAAUUCUGGUGUUCCUACGACCCCCGGACAGAGUGGACCAAAUACUGGAUGUACAUCUUCUGCAGAACAACGUCCUUGUGGAGGAGGUUGCUGAAAAACAAGAAGGUGCUGUGAACAUCAGACUCUCCUCCAACUGUGAGCUGCACAUUCAUCACAGAUACAGUGUGCACUGUGAACCUGAGGACUGUGAUAUGGUGUAUAUCACACACCCUGAGAGUAAAAAAUUUGAAUCCAGGUUUGGACCAAACUACCAUCCGACAUUUCUAGUUUACCUGACGACGAGCACAGAGAAAGUGGUGUUGAAGGUCAAGGACCAAGGUGGAAAAGUCGUCUGGUAUUGUCCCGUAUCACUGGAAGGUCCAAGGCGGCAAUUACCCCAGAGAAAUGUCCCAGCAGAGAGCAGAGUCCCAGCAGACAGCAGCGUCCCAGCAGACAGCAGCGUCCCAGCAGAGAGCAGCGUCCCAACAGAGAGCAGAGUCCCAGCAGAGAGCAGAGUCCCAGCAGAGAGCAGAGUCCCAGCAGAGAGCAGAGUCCCAGCAGAGAGCAGAGUCCCAGCAGAGAGCAGCGUCCCAGCAGAGAGCAGAGUCCCAGCAGAGAGCAGAGUCCCAGCAGACCAGAGGCUGCGCUCAGUUCGGACAGAGUUCAAAGAAAGAGUGUCUCCACCUGUCCUGAAGGACCUUCUGGAUAAACUCCUUGAGUCUGGAGUUAUCAGUGAAUCUGAAAUGGAGUCGGCCAGAACCAAAUCCCGAAAUGACGGCGCACUUGAGGUGCUGGACGUGGUGCGAAAAAAAGGAGCUGCAGCCAGCAGGGUUCUGAUCAACGCUCUCCGUGAGCUGGACCUGUAUCUUUACAGAGAGCUCAACUUGAGCUGAGGCAAAACCUUGUGGAGUGUGUGUGUGACAGUUGAAGUCUAGUCCUCUGUUUUGUUACCUGUACAUUUUCCCCCUUGUCCUUGAAGGUAACACAGAUUCUGAGCGAAGGCCACUUUCCUUCUCUCUUUUCUCCUGGACUCCCUCCUGAGAGCAAGUACAUGUUUGGUCUUGGUCUUAAGUUGUUUAUGUUUGCACCACAAUACACCAGAGCUAAUCCCUCUGUGGCCGUAUCUCAUUUCUGAGAUUCCCCCUCCUCGACUCCUCGGUCCUCCGGUAGUGACCCGGAAAUGAAUUUCAGCGCGCCAUGUUGAAGGACAUCU